AUGCGCAGCAGCACCACGUCUGCAAACGAGACAGCAGCAGCAGCAGCAGCAACAGCAGCAGCAGCAGCAGCAGCAGCGAGAGCACUUUGCACGGCGGGGCCCCCCAGGGCCCCCGGAGGCGCACACGCGCAGCAGCUCCCGCGCUGCCUGCUGCAGCUGCUGUUUUAUUUCAAAGUCCCUUUUUAUGCAGCUUCUUCUUGCUGCCUCGUCCUCUGGCGGGGCGACAUGAGCAGCAGCAGCAGCAGCAGCAGCAGCAGCAGCAACGAUGCAGCGCCGCCCAUGACUUCCGGCAGCUCUGUCCCUGCUGCUGCAGCAGCAGCAGCAGGGGGCGCGUGGGGCCCCUUCGGCGGUUUGCGCGGCGCUGCAGCAGCAGCCCCGGGUGGCGUCGCCGGGGCCCCUGCCGCUGCUGCAGCAGCAGCAGCAGCAGCAGCAGCAGCAGCAGACGCAGCAGCAGCUGCUGCUGACGUCACCGCCUCUCCACCGCCCCCCAGCGGCUCCCCUGCCAGCGCGUCAGUGUCGCCCCAUUGGGGCGUAGCCCCCGCUUGGGGGCCCCCCGGGGGGGGCCCCCCGGGGGCCCCCCCCGGGGGGCCCCCCUGGGGCCCCCCCUGGGGCCCCUCCUGGGGGCCCCCCUGGGGCCCCUCCUGGGGGCCCCCCCCAGGGGGGCCCCCCGCGUGGGGGGGGGGCCCCCCGGGGGGCCCCCAGGGCCUGGAGGGGGCCCAAGUGGCGUACGAAAGCGAAGUGGCGUUGGUGCAUUUUAUAGUUUAUUUGGUUUGCUGCAUUGGAUGUCUUUGCAUUUAUUUGAAUUAUGUUGUUUUGGAAAGUUAUAUUUUUGCAUUGUUUUGGGCUUUGGUGUUUUCGAUUCCGCUGCGCGCAGUCGUUGCUGCUGUGCUGGGCGAGCCGGGCCAGCGCUCGCCUGCUGCUGCUGCUGCUGCUGCUGCAGCAGACGCAGCAGCAGCAGCAGCUGCUGCUGCUGCUGGCGCGCCAGGCAAGCAGCAGCAGCAGCAGCAGCUCAAACGCGCCAACCAGCUCCACGAACAGCCCGCGCCGCCGCUCGCCAAUGACCUCAGCAGCAAACUCCUCAACCAGCAGCAGCAGCAGCAGCAGCAACGCCUGCAGCAGCAGCAACAGCUCCAGCAGCAGCAGCAGCAGCAGCUCGUGCUGCUGCACUCCCCACGCGGCCUCCACAGCAGCAGAGGGGCCCCUCCCGCAGCCGCAGACUCUGCGCGCGGGGCCGGCCAGAAACCCCCAGAGGAAGCAGCAGCAGCAGCAGCAGCAGCAGCAGCAGCAAAGAAGAGAGCCAUAAGGCUCAAGUGGUCUCGAGAGGCAGCAGCAAAGCAGCAACAGCAGCAGCAGCAGCAGCUGAUGCUGCUGACGGAUGUGGGGCCGUCUGCAGGCAGCAGCAAUGCUGCGGAUGCGGCAGCAGCAGCUGCGGGGGAACCUCCAGAUGGAAAUGGAGCAGCAGCAGCAGGUGCUGCUGCUGCUGCUGCUGCUGCUGCUGCUGCUGACUCUGCUGCGCUGCGGCAGGGCGUGCCUGCUGCUGAGGCUGGGCAGCCUGAGGCGUCUGUACACCGCAGCAAGAAGCGGCGGCAGCAGCAAGAAGAAGAGCUGCUGCUGCAGCCCGCCGAAAGCACUCCUCCCAGCAGCAGCAGCAGCAGCAGCAGCAGCAGCAGCAGCAGCAGCAGCAGCAGCAAGGGGCGGUGGCGGGGCUCGUGGGUGCUGCAGUGCGUGAAGCAGCGGCUGCAGGGCGUGCUGCAGUUCGUGCUGCAGUCGCUGUCUGAGCUGCUGCACGCGGUGGGCGCGCUGCUGCUGCUGCUGCUGCUGCUGGAGCUGCUGCUGCUGCCCCUCAGGGGCAGCAGCAGCAAGUGGAGGGCUCUUAUCCUGCGGCAGCGGGGCUGCGGCGGGUGGCGGGUGUGCGCGGGGCGCGUGUCAGUGGAAGUGGCUGCAUGCGCGCGGCCUGUGGUUUGUCUUUUGGUGAUUUUAAUUUCUUUUUUAAUUAGUUUUUCAAUUUCUGUUUUCUUUUGCUUCGAGAUUUACGCAGAAGUCACAGCUUUAUGGGAAGCCCGUGUCUUGGGUUCUGCGGGGCUGGCUGAGGCUUUCCAGCGGCUUUCGGGGCUGCUGCUCAACCAGCAGCAGGGCUUUGCUGCUGCUGCUGCUGCUGCUGCGGCGCCCCCGGCCGCAGCAGCAGCAGCAGCUGCUGCUGCGGACCCAAACGCGCCCCAAACCGCCAACACACUCGCCGGAUUCGUCGCUGCAGCUGCUUCCGCCGUCCGCAGCAGCAGCAGCAGCAGCAGCAGCAGCAGCAGCAGCAGCGGCGGGCCUGCUGCGCUGCUGCUGGGCGGCGGCCCCGAGUGGUACUCGGACUUGUGGCGGGCGAUACAGGAGCUGGCUGCGGCGUCCUCGGCAGCAAACGCUGCAGCAGCAGCAGCAGCAGCAGCAGCAGCAGCAGCAGACACAGACACCUCCCGAGCAACGCGCCCCUGGCCCAGCAAAACCCCAGAGGGGCCCCCCGGCCUCCGCGCAGACCCGGGGGCCCCCCAGCUGCCCGAGUUUGCUGCAGAAGCGUGGGCCCCCGAAAAGCCGCAGCAGCAGCAGCAGCAGCAGCAGCAGCAGCAGCAGCAGCAGCGGGGCGCUGCAGACCUCUCGCAAGCAGCGCAGCAGCUCAUAGCCGACUUAGACGUGUCAGGGGCGAAGGUGCAGCGGGAGGGCCUGAAGAGGGGGGGCUGGCUGGGGUCUUUUUUGUCUUUGUUUUUUCCCGACAUGUUUGGGAAAGGGCAGCAGCAAACGCAGCAGCAGCAGCAAACGCAGCAGCUGCUGCAGCAGCUGCGGGAAGGAGACUUUGUUGCUGCUUUCAAAAGGUCUUUGGAAGCUUCGCAAGAAGUCUAUGCCCUCACGCGCGAGGCCUGGUGGCGCUACCUCUCGCAGCACGCCCACACGCUGCUGGCCUGGGCCCUCAACUCCGGCUUCGGGGCGUGGAGGAUCUUUUGCUUCGUGCUGGCGUUUCUUCUUCGCUUCUUUCUGUCGGCCUUCGACCUCCUCUUCCAGGUGGUGGUGUUUUUCGGGGCUUUGUACGCGCUGCUGUGCUCGCAACGCAGCUCUUUAGAUGUGCUGCAGGAAGUCCUUUGCGUGGUGGACUCUUCUGCAAUUUUGUCGGCUUCUGUGAACGAAAAAAUCCGCGCCAUUCUCUUCUCCUCCGUCAAAAAAGUCUGGUUCUACAGCCUGUUCACGUGGUUCAUCUUCGAAAGCACGGGAAUGCCGGUGGUUUACGUCCCAACUGCUGCUUCUUCGCUUUUGGCGCUGCUGCCGAUUUUGCCGCCCGAAGUUAUUUCGCUGCUGCCAGCAGUGGCUUUGUGGCUGCACUCCGACGCAGCAGCAGCAGCAGCAGCAGCAGCAGGCUCGCCUGCGGAAGCAGCAGCAGCAGCAGCAGCAGCAGCAGCAGCGCCCGGCGGCGGAGGGGCCCCUGCUGCUGCUGCUGCUGCUGCUGCUGCUGCUGGCGGCUGGGGGCACUGGCUCGCCGCGCCCCACAGGCUCGCAGCCCUCGCAGUCCUCGCAGCCAACGCGCUGGUCUGGUGGAACGUGACGACUUGCAUUUAUAGAGAAAUCCCCGACGCCAGCCCUUGGCUGGUGGGCCUUUCGGCGGCUCUGGGCCUUUCCACUUUGGGGCUUAAGGGCAUUAUUCUCGGCCCUGUUUUGGCCACGGUGCCCCUUAUUGCAAUUUCUGCGGCGUCGAAAUUUAGUGAGAGGCAAAUGCGCUGCCAAGAGGCUCUGGGUGCGCCAGAGCAGCAGCAGCAGCAGCAGCAGCAGCAGCAGCUCCUGCAGCAGCAGCAGCAGCAGCAAAUGCUGCAGCAAAUGGGCCCGCGGGAGGGGACAGAAAGAGCCCAGGGCCACUUCGUGCAACAACUGCAGCAGGAGCAACAGCUGCAGCAGCAGCAGCUGCUCCUGAUGCAGAAACAACGGCAGCUGCAGCAGGAACAGCAGCAGCAGCAGCAGCAGCAGCAGCAGCAGCAGCAGCAGCAGCAGCGCUUUGCAAGCGUAGCUGCGGAGCGCUCUGUGCUGCACCGCAGCGAGGGGCCCCAGGGGGCCCCCCAUGUAGGCCAGCAGCCCAGCAGCAGCUCUAGCCUUAGUUACCCCUUUUGGGGGCCCCCCGGGGGCCCCCAAGAUAGGGGUUGCUUUGCUUUGGGGGAGUGGCGGUCGGGGCCCAAGUACCCUCCGGGGGGCCCCCCUGUGCAGACCCAGACCCUCUUGGGGGCCCCCCCUGCUGCUACUCAGGGGGCCCCCCUGGCCGCAGCAGCAGCCUCUCCAGCUUCUUCUCCUCCAGACAGUAUUCAUUCUCAGGGGCCCCUUUUGGGGGCCCCCAGCUCACCUAGCCUGGGGCCCCCGGGGGGCCCCCGCAGCCCCCCGGGGCUCUUUGGCCAGCCCCAGGGGGGCCCCCUAGGGGGGGGCCCCCUAGGGGGGGGCCCCCUAGGGGGGGGCCCCCUGGGGGCCCCCCAGCAGCAGCAACCCGCGCUGGCUGUGCACUUUAUUAAAGGUGCUGCUGAUGCAAUUCGUUGGGUACUGCAGCGGCGGCGGUCUGGGAUAGUGGGGGCCCCCUCAAUGGGGCCCCCGCUGGGGGGCCCCCCCUUUUCGCAGUACAGCUGGGGCAGCGGGGCCCCCCUCUUCGGGGGCCCCUACCAGCAGCCGCUGCAGCAGCAGCAGCAGCAGCAGCAGCUGCCGCAGCUGCAUGCAGGAGACAAUAUGGAGGGCCUCAGGAAGACCUUGACUUCAGGCAGCCCUGUGGGGCCCCUCAGCAAGACGGGGGCCCCCUCAUCACCAGCAACAGCUCCUGCUGCUGCUGCUGCUGCUGCAGCAGCAGCAGCAGAGGGGCCCCACAGCCCCCAGUCCAGGCGGGGCGCAGGCAAGCAAUGUGGGCGGCCCCGGUCGCACUCGAGCCCCUAG
Molecule: messenger RNA, 4932 nt
Organism: Eimeria necatrix
Lineage: Eukaryota; Apicomplexa; Conoidasida; Eucoccidiorida; Eimeriidae
Exons: 11
Coding region: 1-4932 (1643 amino acids)
Biological process (GO): regulation of actin filament polymerization
Cellular component (GO): plasma membrane; cortical actin cytoskeleton; actin filament
Molecular function (GO): actin filament binding
Source: RefSeq, a predicted model, not a curated record